Molecule: messenger RNA, 1989 nt
Organism: Didymella exigua CBS 183.55
Lineage: Eukaryota; Fungi; Ascomycota; Dothideomycetes; Pleosporales; Didymellaceae
Exons: 1
Coding region: 337-1557 (406 amino acids)
Source: RefSeq, a predicted model, not a curated record
CGCGCACAACGCCAGAAACAGGAUGUAGCAAGCUUGUCUCAUUAUUAUUCAAGCAGAUCUCUCGAUCCUUUGCCGCCUGUACGAAGUAAUGUGGACGCUAAGAUGUAGUCAGCCCGUGUAUCCGCCGUCAAGACGCCGAUAGGUGAGUGGUUGCCUGAUGGCUCCUAAAACAGCCUCCGCCAGGACGCGAGUCUCUCCGGCAGCCGCUUGAGUAAGCAUAAGAGGCUGAGUCCUGUCUUUCCUUACUGUCUGAUCGUUUUCCUGUCCUUCAUUCGAUGUUGUGCACUUAAGCAGCGUACAGAGCAUUACUAUAUAUUAUCUACCGCCACCGUCACCAUGGGCAGGGCAGCUUCACCACCAGAGUACCGAGACGAUCCAGACGCGGUCAGCCUGCACACCACACCAGACGACUACAACUACGACGAUGCGCCCGAGCUGAACGAGCCUCCCUCCUAUGCCGAUAGCGAGGCAGACGCUGCUUCACGCCCACUCAUCCACCAUGCCCCUCCACCCACCACCCGCACCGACCACAACUCGCCCUCGUUCCGCAACGGCAAGCCACAAGCAUGCACAACAAGCACGUACAUGGAUGCACGCUUCGACAAUGAUCCCGCCUUUCUCGAAGAUGCUUUGCGCUCCUUCGCCAGCACUGCGCCCGUACCGCUGAUAUGCAUCAUGGGCACCCACAAAGAUACCACAAAACGGGGGGAUAAGAAAGAAAACCACUUCGUGACCGACUUCCGCAUCGUGCUCAACAUUUCCUCGUACCUGCACCCAAAUUUCGCCGCCACAGACGCCUCAGCCAUGCGCCUCGUCACAGCCCUCGACGGCGAGAAAACGCACCGCGGGACCGUCCUGAAGAAGCGCGCUCCAGGCUUCAAACAAGACAUUGAGGCCGGCACCCAGGCACCUACACUGACCGAGUGGUGCCACCGCUUCUGCGCCAGCACAUCUGCGCUGCGCAUUUUCCGGCUCAAGCGCGCCAUCACAGGGCUCGACCGAACGUACCUCUCGAACCGGCUGGAAGGGCUCAUCCGCUCGACCAACUACCGCGGAUACAUCAGCAUCACCUUUCCGAUCAUGGACGAGAACGUGGAUAUUUACACAUCGCACCGCGUCAAUAGCUGGCGCAACACGACGUGGAUUUGCUGGGUGUUCUACCUGACGUUUCUCUGGAUCAUCACAUGGCCAAUUCUAUUCUUCUGCACGAAGCGCUUCUCCGUCGUGCGCGCUGAGUGGCCGUUCAGCAUAACCUCCAAUGGGCGGAAAAUUUACACCACCGUCUCAGAGGAGCAGUACUUCGACAAAUGGGCCGUAGCGAUCAAGAGGCUCGCGCUGGACAGAUAUCAAGGUGAGGCAAGCGAGGAGAGGAUGCGCAGUGUCAACGAGCGUCCUGCCGAUCCGCCGAUGCCGGGUAUGAUCAACUCGGGGCAUGCAGGUGUUGAUGACGCAGUUGGGCUGCUGAACGAGGGCCUCCAGGUCGCGAGGGCGCUGUCGAGUGGGAGUGGACACGGUCUCACUCAGGCCACUCAGGGUGGCUGGGGGUAUGACGCAUGAGCGCUGGCGUUGAAUGGUUCGGGUGAGCGCACGAUUGUUUGGCUUUUACUGUUCUCGAAUGCUGCCGCGCCGGUGUGUGUCACGUGCGCUUGCUUUUCGCCCGUAUAUAAGCAGAUUUCAGGCAUGGAAACUUCUCCCAUCACAUACGCCUGUAUAAAUGGCCAAAACAACCAACGCACUAGCACAUGUGUCUGUCUGCUCUUCCUGCAGAACCAACAUGCCAACCCUGCAGGCGAUGUUCCCUGGCUCCUGAAAACCACCGAUUUCAUCUCAAAGUCGCAGCGGUUGACGUGCAUGUCCGACCUGUCCUUCUCAUUCAGCCAUCGUAAAAGCCGUGAUCCGCGCGUUCUGGCGGGAAGACUGUGCGCUGCUUCGACACAAUCACUCAAACGACGGUCCGCUCGGGAAUCUCUUUGAGGCACUGGUUGUCUU